UCUCUUUCUAUACAAAGUAAUCAUAAAUAAAGUGGAAAAUAUUGUUCAAAGAAAAGAUAUUAUUAAUCGUAUUGAUUUGGCGGGAAAAAUCUGAAAAAUCUUGUAUAUUAUUUGAAGUUAGAUAUCAUUCUUUUGACGUCAUAGAACCUUAGAAACAUUACGUACAAUAAUUUAUAUUUAAUUACUUAUCAUAAUGACGUCAGAAGAUGAUGCUUGGAUUCAAACUCUUAUCACGGUAACUCCAGAAGAGGAUGCAACAUUAAGAAAAAUUGCUGAUACAACGAUAGUAUCAUCAACACCGGAUGUAAACUUAGUCCUUGAUCCUGAUGAAAUCGUAUUGAGACGACCGCUUAGACAAUUUGUAGAUACUAAAGAAGCAAAAGAUGAGGAACCAGAAGAGCCAGAAGACUUAGAACAGCCAGAAGAGCUAGAACAGGCAGAAGAGCUAGAACAGGCAGAAGAGCUAGAACAAGCAGAAGAGCUAGAACAACCAGAAGAGCUAGAACAGCCAGAAGAGCUAGAACAGCCAGAAGAGCUAGAACAGCCAGAAGAGCUAGAACAGCCAGAAAAGACAGAACAACCAGAAGAAAAACCCAAAGAAGAUGCAGAAGUUCAAACAUAUUUACAGGGAAUACCAGUCGUACAUAUUUCUAUUGAAUACCGAGAUGAAGCCUCACAAACGAUGUAUAUGCAUCCACCAUACCCACCUUUACAAUAUUUUAGAGAUAUCAUGACAUCUAUGAAAGAGGGUCCCAUGCCCGAUUUAAAGAGGAGCAACGUAGCUGCAACUAUUAUUAGCUUCCAUCCCGAAACACCGCAAGAUGUUGUGAUCGAUCAACUAUCCGCAGACGUCACGGACGAAGAACGUGAAGAAUUCGUUUCUAAACUUAGCGACGAAGAAGAAAGAGACAUGGAUAUCACUGAAAUAUUACAUUUUAUAUUAAUACGUGUAUUUUGGAUAGAUGAUCCGACCAGUCAAAUACAAGCUGAGACUGCGGAUAAAACUGUGCAAACUUAUAUUAAAUAUAAUAAUCGCACGAAAAUCUUCGUCAUAGAUAAUCAAGUACAAACUGAUUUGAGUUGCGAACCGAAAGAAUCUAAUACGAUGCUUUUAUCGGAUUAUUGGGAAACAAAAAAUAUGAUAUUGAAUUACUUGGAAGAUUGUAUUAAUAAAGGAAUUGAAGUUAGAAUUAUAGUAGAUGAUAUAAUAGAUGAAAUUAUCGAUAAAUGUGCCGAAAGAAUUAGAUAUCCCAUGAAAGAACAAAGCAUACAAACUAUAGCUACAUACAAAUUAGACAAAACAGAAAAAGAUGUAUUGAAAAAAUUAAAACUCGAUAUGAUUGUAGAUCCUUUAGAAGCAUCGAUUAUUGUCCUACCUUUGAUAGAUGAUUUGUUGCAGAUAGUUUGCGUUAAUGUAUCUAAAAAUGCCGCUAAAAAUGUUAAGAUCAUUUUAAAUAGAAUUCUACAACGAACGACAAAUAUAAUAACAAAACUUAUGGAACUAGAAAAACAAGCACAGCGCAAGCCAAUAGAUCAAGUAUUAGCUAAAAGAAAGAAGAAAAUUCUUGAAUUGUUGUCGAAGAAAGAAACAGAAACAAUUGCUACACAAACGAGUAUAGCAGCAAUUUCUGAAGUCAAAAAAAUUAUAAAAUCGAAAGAAGUUUUAUGUUCCGUCUGUAGAAGACAGUCAAUGUGUCAAUAUUGUACGAAUAGUCAAAAAAUUGAAGGUGCUCCACAAGAAGAGUUUAAGAUUCUUCGAACGCAAGAUAUAUUGCUAGCAUAUAAACCCUGUUAUAUUAUGACCAAAAUAUCCCAAGAAGACGAAAGCCUUGAAAUCACUUGUCCAGAAAAAAGUUUGAAAUCUUCUUCAAAACUUCAAGUUUCUUCCUCGAUGGAUACAAAAGAAUCUCGUCAUACAAUUUGUGUAUUUUUACAAUCUGGUAAACUUGAACCUCGAGAAUCAUUUAACGAAUGGUCUUACGUAACUGAAGCUACGAUAAUGAAACCAUGUUCCAUAAAAGAAUCCACGAAUAGUUCAAGUCAAACAACUGUAAGUUCGCUAGAUCCAUCAUUUCAGCCAGUUUUGUGUAGCACCCAUAGUACAUUAACUUCCCAAGCAGCAAAUGCUUUGCAAAUAUUAAAAAAUACAUUUUGUACCCGAGAAACUUGUAUUAUUUCUUCGCAACAAACUUCGCUUAUGGAGAAUGAAAAAGUUUAUAGUUGCAGUAAAUCAAGUUGCAAUGCAUGUUUAACUAUAAAUAACACAAGCUGUACACAACAAACGUGUAAAGCUUUCUCAAAAUUACAUUUACCUAAUACAAAUACGUGUAACAUUCAAUGUCCUAUGAAAUCACAUGGAGAUGGUUUUAAAAUUAUUCCUAUACAUCUUUCUAAAGAUUCUUCUAUUUGCAAUUAAUAUACAAAUUAAAAUAUUAUUUUACAUAUAUUUGUAAUUAUAAUUAAAUGUAUACGUUACAAUAAUUAAUACAUUCUUAAGAUAUUUAUUUGACAGAAAUAAAUGCAUAUACACUGUUUAAGUAUUCUCAGCCAAGCUAUCUAUGUGUCGUAAACAUAAACAUUCAUAUUAUAUAAUACAUUCGUGAUAUUACAUUCAUUUAUUAUAUACGCCUCGCAUAAAAAUAAUUAUAUAAAUUAUAUACAUACAUAAUUAUAUUUCGUACAUAAUUCUUAAAUUAAUUACAAUGAAACAUGUAUAAAAAUAUAUUUAUGAAAUUUCUCUCAUAUUGUAGUUUAUAAAGCUUAUGUAAAUAAAACAUUAUAAAAAUAUA
Messenger RNA from Apis cerana (Asiatic honeybee), 2789 nucleotides. RefSeq lists its product as uncharacterized. The record is from RefSeq and is a predicted model, not a curated record. Lineage: Eukaryota; Metazoa; Arthropoda; Insecta; Hymenoptera; Apidae.